Molecule: messenger RNA, 2672 nt
Organism: Sycon ciliatum
Lineage: Eukaryota; Metazoa; Porifera; Calcarea; Leucosolenida; Sycettidae
Product: acid phosphatase type 7-like
Exons: 2
Coding region: 214-2079 (621 amino acids)
Molecular function (GO): acid phosphatase activity; metal ion binding
Source: RefSeq, a predicted model, not a curated record
UACGUUCUGCACGCAAUGACUAUCAAAAUAAUAAAUUCUACUACUACUAGUACAGUCAGGAUUAUAAAAACAGAUCUUUCCGUCCAGAGUCCAAUCGUUGCGUUGAAAAUGGUGAUUGAUGAGGCGAGGGAAUAAGAGUCGGGCCUGAACUGAUAUUUUUAGGCUUUCUGUUACUACGUGAUAUCGUGCACAGUUUAGUUAGAGUUGAUCACUAUGGCCCAUAUGGAUUGGCACAAUCUAGUGCUACUAGCGGUUCUUAUCAGUGUAAUAGCGAACAGCACGUAUGGAAUCCAGCAAGGAUACUCGCCGUACAAUGAUUGCAAGACGGUAGAAUCAGUCGGCGCUGAGAAACCACGAUCGUCUCUCUGGUCCACACCGUCACAGCUUCGACUGUCUGUUACAGGUUGCCAAGGUGAAAUGGCCCUGACCUGGGUGUCAGCUGCACAUCUUCUCGACAUCUCUGUGAAAGUGGGGAAAUCCCGGACUGCUCUGAAUGACGUCAUCAUUGCAAUGGCCAAUAUUACCAUGACAUCGUACGCAAAGCCGAGUCGCAUCGGGGAUAGUCCCAAAAUCUAUCACACGAUUUUGCGGCCGCUGGAGCCAAAUACAAGGUACUUCUAUCAGGUAGUGUCGGGCGGUGACACAGGUAACAUCCACUAUGCCACGCGGAGUAAAGUGUACUCAUUCACCACUGCUCCAGCAGCCGCAGUCCGCACCAGCAGCAGCUCGCAUCCGGCCCCCUCCUCGUAUCCAGUGCGAUGGCUCUUCUUGGCGGAUCACGGCACGAAACCCGAGUCCCAGAUUACGGCCAUCACAAUGCGCAAGCUCGCCAAUCUAGCUGUGUCCGCCAGCAUGAAGCCAGACCUGGUGAUCCACGGUGGGGAUAUGGCGUAUGGCAACGGCGUCGACUAUCAUUGGGACGAGUGGGGCAAGUUUAUGGAGCCCAUCACCGCCACCGUGCCAUACAUGGUGGUGGCUGGAAAUCAUGAGCUAGUGUCGGGCGACUCCGGUGGAGAGAAUGGUGUGCCGUUGAUGCAUCGCUUUCAUAUGCCCUAUCCAGACCAUAUGCCCGCGGUGGAUCACAAUAGUACUCUGGACGGCCGCGCUUUCUGGUACUCGUUUGACUGGGGCCCGGUUCACUUUGUAGCUGUGUCAACGGAGCAUGACACCGACGCGGCACAGAGGGCAUGGCUACGGGAAGACUUGAGCAAUGCCUCCAGUAGCGAGCACGUCGACUGGAUUGUCACGUUUGGACACGCACCCAUAUACACCAGUAACAUUCGCCACGGCAACAAGACCACGUUGCGAUCUUGGCUGGCACCGCUGCUGGAUGAGUUUUCGGUUGACCUGUCGUUGUGGGGGCAUGACCAUUCCUACGAACGGUUAUACCCUAUACACAACGGCAAGGUCACAUCACAAUCUUAUGACAGCAAUCGUGGAACUGUCCAUGUUAUCUGUGGCAGUUCUGGAUGGCAGUUGCAUGACUGUUGGAAAGCAACCGCCAUGUCAGCAUUCCAUUCAGCCAAUUCAUGGGGAUUUCUGUCCCUGAACGUGUUCAAUUCAACUGCCUUGCAAAUAGACUACGUGAGCAAUAGCAAUGACUCUCACGUGCUUGAUUCAGUGGUUGUUCGUCGGGCCUCGGGGCGUGUACACUCACUAUCGUCCAGCCAUGAAGCACCGACAAAGGCCGAGACGGUGCCACCUACGAACUCAUCUCCAGGUAGCAGGACUCCACCACCAACUUUUAACGUUAGUAUCACGAGUACCAGCUCUAGCCGUGGGAUGCUGUCGUCAACAUACUUCCCAACAGGCAUUAGUACCAGCUCACUUUCUCCUGCAUACACCCCUUCCAGCAACGGCACCGACAUUACACACACAGACUCUUCGUUUCGCUACAGGCUGCUAUUUGUCGUUUGGCUGCUUGGUGGCAUUGCUAUUGCGUACAUGAUUUAUACAGCGCUGCUCAGCCUGGGUGUGGUCGGAGCAGAUAGCCCCGGUACUAAACUAGUGCAGCCGGCUGAAAAGAAGCUACUGACUGACCUGAGACAUUCUGAUGAAGAGGAGGAAGAAACACUUUGACCUGUCCAAAUACAAUUAUAGCUACUAAAACAACAAGUACAUACAUACCAGGUAGGUCAGAACACCUUAGUUGUCUGGAGAUUCAGUACAUAGUUAUGGUUGUUGUUUAUAAUUACAGUAUAUUCUAGACAUUGCAUGUCCUUAUAAUCGUAUAAUUAUUAUCUUGAUCUACCUUCUUGAAGUGUACCAGUAUAGUGAAGUCCUCAUUGAAGUUUACUAAGUAACAACUACACCGUAUUCGAGAAACAGGCGGUGGGCCGAAACAGUCAUUAUAGACUCAAUCUGUGUUUAGCGAAUCCCGCAGACUGCAACAAUGUAAUUUCUAGUACUGCUUCGGGUACUCAGUAAUCUUUUCAUCGAAAAAUCUCUACGCUUCAUCAUGCAGCUAUCUAUUUGUAUUUUUGUAUUUAUUGUAUUUCAAGGAUCACCCAAUGGCUCUGGGCCUGUCCAGGGGAUCUCCUACUCGGAAACAUUUAUGUUGGCCUAACAAACAGGGCCGGUUGAGGCAGCUAUGUUGGCCUAUGAAUUUAUACACUGCAGUGCUGUGAAGCCUGUGAUAACAUCGACCGCAAAAAAAAGUGUGAACAAAUUCA